Molecule: messenger RNA, 1158 nt
Organism: Heteronotia binoei (common prickly gecko)
Lineage: Eukaryota; Metazoa; Chordata; Lepidosauria; Squamata; Gekkonidae
Product: shematrin-like protein 2
Exons: 4
Coding region: 1-1158 (385 amino acids)
Cellular component (GO): intermediate filament
Molecular function (GO): structural constituent of cytoskeleton
Source: RefSeq, a predicted model, not a curated record
AUGGCUUACUGUGGCUCAGUGUGUGGCGUUCCAUCUUAUGCUUCUAGCCCGAUGAUUGGAUUGGGAUCAGCAGGUCUCAGCUCAGGCCUGGGUUACGGAUGCGUAGGCUCUGGCUACAGAGGCAUCAGCUAUGGAGGCAUCGGCUAUGGAGGACUCGGCUGCGGUUAUGGAGGUCUUGGAUAUGGUUCUGGCAUUGGAUAUGGUUCUGGUACCUGGUCUUCAGGAGGAGCGACCUCAGGAGAGCUUGGAACCCUUUCUGGAAUCAUCCCUCAGCCCAUCAACCAGAUCCCACCAGCAGAAGUCGUGAUACAGCCACCUGCUUCUGUCGUGACCAUACCUGGACCCAUCCUCUCUGCUACUGGGGAACCAGUUGCUGUUGGGGGAAAUACUCCAUGUGCAGUUUCUGGUUCAGGGAUGGGAGGAGGACUUUAUGGGGGUCUUGGAGGAGGCCUUUAUGGGGGCCUUGGAGGAGGUUUUUCAGGGGCAUUGGGUUAUGGUCUUAAGAGGGGAGGAUACCUUGGAAGAAGAAGGGAUGACUCCCUCCAAGGUUCCAAGACUUCCGGAAGUUUCAGCCAGGGCAGGACCAUGGGCCCAGCCAAGGCCAUAACCAUGUCCAAAGUCAUAUCCAUGGCCUCCAAGGCCAAGACCUCCGUUCACCUCCAUCCCAAAAUGCCUGGCUACUGGGGCCCACAGUUUGCUGUUCCAUCUGUUGCCUCCACCCGAAGAGUUGGCUUUGGAUCUGCAGGGCUCGGUUGGGGAGAUCUUGGCCUAGGAUGCCACGGAUAUGACUUCGGACAUGGCUACGACCUUGGCUGGGCCCAUGGUCCUGCCAUAGCUGAAACUUCUGGAAGUCUUGGAACCCUGGAGGGAGUCAACCCUUCCUGCAUCAACCAGAUCCCACCAGCAGAAGUCACCGUCCAGCCACCCGCCACCGUUUUGACCCUCCCAGGACCCAUCCUCUCUGCUACCGGGGAACCAGUAGCUGUGGGAGGCAACACUCCAUGUGCCAUUAGUGGCACUGGGGUGGCAGGACUAGGCUUCUACAGGGGGCAUGGAGGCCUUUAUGGAGGCUUGGGCUGGGGUUCUCGUUUUAGCCUGAAGCAGGGUGGAUUCCUUGGAAGCAAUUCUUUGCAGGGUCAUCAUGCCAGCAUCUGUUGA